AUGGACACCAACGAGGUGCGGGGCCCCGCCAGGCUCUACGCGCACCUGCUGGCGACGAACGCCGUCUCGUGGCGCGGCGUGCUUGCCGGCCGCGUCAGGUUGACGGAGGAGGACACCACGUCUUCAUCGCGCAUGUUCCUCAAGGUGCUCUUCCAGGAGCUGUUGGAGCGGCUCGGGAUAUGGCUGGUCCGGCGGAGGAUGAUCGACGACGACCCGCUGGUCCGGGAUGCCCUCUUCCCCACUGACUCUGCCAAGAAUACAAGAUUCGCCAUUAACUUCUUCACGGCGAUCGGCCUAGGAGGAGUCACAGAAUCACUCAGGGAGCAUCUAGUCAACAACAGAGCAUGUCUUGUGGCCGCCGCCGACCGCCACUUCGGCGCCGGCGGCGCCGCUGCUCAGUCCGACCCCUCUGCUGUGCGGCAGGUGGAUCGUUAUCAUCUUCAGCCGGCCUGCUCAUCAGUUCGGCUGUUUUUCUCCGACUCCUCCGUGAACGUCGCUUUAUGA
Molecule: messenger RNA, 504 nt
Organism: Aegilops tauschii subsp. strangulata
Lineage: Eukaryota; Viridiplantae; Streptophyta; Magnoliopsida; Poales; Poaceae
Source: RefSeq, a predicted model, not a curated record